Molecule: messenger RNA, 369 nt
Organism: Anastrepha ludens (Mexican fruit fly)
Lineage: Eukaryota; Metazoa; Arthropoda; Insecta; Diptera; Tephritidae
Gene: edin
Exons: 1
Coding region: 1-369 (122 amino acids)
Source: RefSeq, a predicted model, not a curated record
AUGAUCAGCAAGUGCGUACUGAUUUUGGGCUGUUGUUGUUUUAUCGCUGCAACUACCGCCAGCAUCAUCUUCUACGAUGAAGAUCCCAGCAAUGAUUUUAAUAUUGCAGAAGAUCAUCAGCUAGUUGAUCAACCACACUUGGUUUUGGUGCGUCAAGUGCGUUCACAGGAGGGAGGUCACGGGCGCGUGAAAAUACACUAUGAGGACACUCCACAACGCGGCAGACAAGGUUCCGUCGAGUAUGAUCAUAAUAUAUAUACUGGUGGUAAUAGACGCUAUAAGGUAGAUGCCUAUGCUCGUGGUACCAGAAAUUACGAUGCUAACCGGAAUGAUGUUAGCGGUGGUAUUCAAGGAUCUUUUCGGUUUUGA